AUGACAGACAGCUACAUGGGUAGCAGUUGCCGAAGCAGCAUCCAGAGCUCCGACUUCCAGAGCAGUGCAGCGUCGCCCGCAUCAGCACACAAUGGGCUCUUGUCUAUGUCAUCGAUCAAUGGAAUUGUGACUGACCGCGAGUUAUUCGCCACAGCAGCAAGUGUUGUGCCCAAGCUCCGAGCAGUUCUGGAGCACCGCAAGGAUAGCUGUCGCACUAGCAGCAUGUGGCGAAUGACAUCGUCGGACAGGCAUCAAUCGCCAUGUUGGGUUGUCAAGAAGCAGCAGCACGGUGCAGAGAUCAGCGAGUUUGAUCGAUCCAAACUCCCAUCGAUAAGAAGCAUUGACAGCACUAAUUGGGCCCACGGUUCGGCAAGAGCUUCUGAUAACCGUCACUCGAUGAUUGAGUCUCGUGGAUCACUUCACACACGCAAUGCUUUUCUGGGAGAGCAUACUCAGUCUACGGUGCAGGCAAGAGAGCUGCUUCAAUGGCCACGCAACGAUCCAAAUGUCACCUACGCUGUAUCAGCACAAGUCACACUGAACUGCCGCUUGGAAGAGGCAAUGACCAUGUUGUUCAGCCGCGAGAAGGGGCAGUUUGACGCCAGCAUGAAUGCCCUCUUUGGUGUUAAGAAGUACAGGAGGGGUGAUCUGCUGGUCUCGCGUGAGUUCCGCAAGAGCCUGCACACUGUUCUAGCAAUGGACUACGGGGACGGUAAUGCACCUUGCUGUGAAGAUGAAGACCUGAGCGAUCUCUCUCAGCCCGGAUGGGUGGCGCUGCAAUCUGUGGUCCUACGUUCCCGUCGGUCACUUAACCCCAUGGCAGCGGCCAAACAUACCAGUCGCCGCCAGAGGCUUUGCUUCGCUGUGUAUUCGCAACACUGCUCCGAUACGAACGAAGCAUUUUACACCAUGAAGACCUUGCCCAAGCCGACACAUGAUAAGUUCACGUGCCACAGAGUCAAGCAUACCGAAAAACAAGCGAUUCGAGGCGACAAGGAUCAUAUUGCCGCUGGGUAUCAUCUUGCGAGCUCAUAUAGCGACUUGAAUGGACACCAAACGAAAAUCGUCAUGACUGCAUAUGUCUGCAACCCGCCAGCACCAACGACGACUGGUGUCCGUCAAAAGUUCUCAAGACUAUGGCCAACAGGUCAGCCUAUUGCUGGCGUAGUUUCUUCUCGUCGACAUUACUCGCCUACGCUAGCGAAUGCUGAGGCAAAAUAUGUAGUAAACCUUCUAGCGGCUGCAACUACGUCGUUUGAACAGCUCGUACGUCGUCGGCGUUUUGGUAACCAUCCGUUCCUGCGAACGCCAACAAACGGCGACGAAGCGCAUAACGAUAUGUGUACGGUGUGUUUCAAGGCUUUUGGAUUGCUACGCUCCCAACGAUUCUGCCAGCUGUGUGCACAGCGUGUUUGCCGUGAAUGCUCGCGAAAAGUUGACGUGGAGUCGAUAGCACACAGAGUGCGCCGCAAUCGAAUUUGUUUUGCGUGUGUGGCCAACGUUGAUGCCAGCGUGUUUCAGCGGGAAAACCCGCUUUUGAACGCAUCGCUUUCUGAGAAUUCCACUGCAGCAACGGCAGCGACCAGACAUAAUCCAGACGACCAACACGAUGAAGCUGAUGGUGUUGCUAGUGCAGAAAUAUCCACGACCUUUUACGAUAUCUUGCUCAAGCACGGCGACGAAGGUCGCAAAACUCAAUUGUCUAGCAUGGUUGAUGCAGCAGGAACAUCGCAGGCUACAUAUGAGGCACAAAUGAACCGACUAAAUCGCAGCAGCAGUGCAACCACGACUUCGGCAUCGUUUUCGUCGACACCUGGACGGCAAUUGGCCGACGCUCUAUUUUCCAGUAACCCUUUAACUCGGGCCCGUGCGCUCGAGGUCGUACGCAAAGUGGUGAAGCAAGUGACAUCUGAUUCGCCGCCGACUCACGCAACUUCUACGUCAUCGUCGUCUUCAUCAUCACAGGCAUCAAUUCCAGUAUUCCAUCCGCAUUACCCAAAUAGAAGAAUGCUGGAUAAGUAUUUAGAGGCACGUCUGCAUCUGUCCAACAUCUCAAUUUGCGGUGCUGCUUCUACAGAAAGCAGUAAUAAUAGCCAGCGCAAUCGAUCAGGUUCGCUUUACAGUAUCCAAGACGUGACACACCGUCCACGACGCAGUACAAGUGACCAGUACUUCUCUUCCUCGAUCAAAUUUAACAUGCACGCAAGACCAUCAUUUGCAUCUCGUCCAUGGAUAACAACUACAAACAUGGAGUUAGAAUUGGAUUUGGAUGAUGAAAUAGACUCAGCAGCUCUCGACUCAAUCUGUGAGGUAGCUGCUAUUCGGAUGCAGUGCUCAAUUGCGUAUAUCGUGGCACUCAACAGAAGUCACAGUAGUUCUCAAGCUCAACGCGUUGUGGGAUCUUUUGGUAUUCCUUCUCCAUGGACAGAAGAAAUGACAAUGUGUCCAGUAUCAUUAUUGACAAACAGCAAGCCAUUCGUGAUCAAGCAUCCGCUGCGUGACCCGCAAUUGCGUCAUCUGCGACUUGUGCGCGACAUUGGUGUGCGAUAUUUUGCUGGCUUCCCCAUUGAAUCACCCGAUGGUAUCAUUGUUGCUUGUAUGUGCACAAUUGACACGAAAACUCGAGAGAAUAUUUCAAUUGAGGAUCUCAAAGCAAUGCAUGCAUUGUCUAAGCUCGCGUCUGAUCUAUUUGAAGAGGAAGUGAACCCAUAUACACCUCGAGGGUUUCAUGCCUGA
Molecule: messenger RNA, 2736 nt
Organism: Peronospora belbahrii
Lineage: Eukaryota; Oomycota; Peronosporomycetes; Peronosporales; Peronosporaceae
Source: the annotation of a GenBank genome assembly